AUGACAUUCGGAGAUAUCACUUUGUUGGCAGAGGAUGAGUAUCUUAUUCCACGCUGUAUUCUCUGUGGGGCCACUAAGCCGUUAACGGUUCGCAUAAAGCCAGCCACAUGCGCUGCUCGGGUUUUGAGCAUUGAUGGAGGUGGACCGCGUGGUGUUAUCCCACUUGGGAACCUUGAGAUCCUGCAGGAACUCUUGGGUUCCGAUUUACCCCUUUGUGACAUGAUUGAUCUUGUAGUGGGUUGCAGUUCUGGUGGGCUCAUAGCACUCUCAAAGUUUAUGCUUCGCAUGGACAUCACAUCUUGCAAUGCCCUCUUUCAAGAUUUGGUUAAAAAGGUGCUUUCGCCAGCAAGAAAGAAACGAUUGCUUCGAUCAUGGCUAUCAGAUGGUUUGUAUGAUGUCAAGGCUCUUGAAGAUGCUUUACAGGAUCAUUAUGGCGCGACAAGGCGCAUGUUUGAUACACCACAGGCUUGUAUAUCGGCUGGGAAGGUCGCUGUAUCCGCAAGCGACAUCAAGAUGGGGGCUCCGUUCAUAUUCACCAACUACAACGGGGCAGCGCCUCAUAGGGCUCAAUCAGCUUAUGGGAGGCUUCGGCCUGACAGUGCAAGCGAACCGCGUGUUUGGCAAGUAGCUCGUGCUACUGCUGCUGUUCCAUGCUUGUUUCCUACUAUUGAAAUUGACGGGGUUGGAUCCUUCCAAGACGGCGGUAUGAGAAGACAUAACAAUCCAAUCAACCUCGCUCUCUCAGAGGCAAAGCAUCUGUGGCCGAAUUGCCCCAAUCCCGAUGUUUUCAUUUCCCUUGGGACAGGAUCUGAAACUGAAAGCCUCUCUCCGACGGUCCCGCGGUUCCGCAACGUACUUCUGGACGGGUGGCUUCCACGUAUCUAUCGGUCCGUCUCUUCGUCUUUCGAGGGCCAAAAUAACUGGAAGGAAUUUCUGGGGGUGGUCGAUGAUACCCAUCGAGAGAAUUACUUUCGCUUUGACUUGUCUAUCCCCGGUGGAUUACCUAGACUGGACGAUACCGAAUGUAUGGAUAGGCUGUCAAAGCUUGUCCGCGCUAAUCCAUUAGGUGACCGAACACAGAGAGAUGCGGUCAUCUCGUUACUUGCCACGUCUUUCUUCUUUCGCCUUGAUGCCAAGCCGGAGUAUUUUUCUGGUCUAAUACAAUGUGUUGGUUCAAUUCGCUGUCGAGCUCCAGCGCGGCAUGUCAUUGGAUGUCUGGACAAGCUUGAUUCUACCGCUAAGGAAUUCUAUAAAGAUGGAAUAAAUUUGGGUCUUCAAUUAACGACUGAGGAUAUUUGCCAGCAUUGCGAUCGAUACUUCCGACCAGUGCGAUUCGUCGUCCGGGACGUGAAGGACACUUUCACGCUAUCACUUCGGUUUGGUGGCCAGCCACACCGACUCAGUGCCUUCCCAAACAAGGUACAAUGGUUCACAGAACAACAAGGACUGGAAUGGAGUUUUGGAUCCCUUGAUCAUAAGUUAAACUCUCGUGGAGGUUGUCCUAUCUGUGAAGGGCAGCAAGCCGGGAGGCCCAGGAAAAGGAAGUAUGCAGAUAUCUGA
This is a messenger RNA of Penicillium canescens, 1560 nucleotides long. Its product is annotated as patatin-like phospholipase family protein. The record is from RefSeq and is a predicted model, not a curated record. Gene Ontology annotation, biological process: arachidonate metabolic process. NCBI's taxonomy places the organism in Eukaryota, Fungi, Ascomycota, Eurotiomycetes, Eurotiales, Aspergillaceae. Bases 1 to 1560 code for a protein of 519 amino acids. Gene Ontology annotation, cellular component: membrane. The transcript is spliced from 4 exons.